AUGCCGAGCAGCAGCAAAAAGAACAGGGGCAAGAAUGCCAUCCACAGCAACCAUAAUAAUAAUAAUAAUAAUAACUCUGUGAACCAUAGGGACGGCCCCGUAAAGAGCAAAAAGCAGGAGGAGAGUGAUGAGUUUGAGAAAGUUCUGGCGGACCUCAGCAGGGCUACAGAGUUUUCAGGCAUGAAGAGGGCCAAGAUGCUAGAGCGUGAUGCGAAGAUGCGGGUGGAGCGGGUGGAGAGGUAUAAGAACGUCAUUGCCGGGAGGGCAAAGGAGGCUGAAAUGGAGUUUGACAUGAUGUUGCGCCGUAAACAGCAGAAGCAGCAGUUCCAGGAUCUUCUUCAACAGCUGCUAGCCGCCCAACGUGUGCUCCUGGACGCCCCCAAUACCGACUUCCAAGGCGAAACAGUGACGGAAAAUCCUCAUUUUGACGUAGCGGUAGGGGAGAUGCAAGGCUGGCGUGUCAACAUGGAGGAUGAGCACCUGGUAGAUGUCAAAUUCCCGAACGAUGAGCCCGAUAGCAAGGAGGGACUCUUCUGCGUUUUUGAUGGCCACUCGGGGAAGGGAUGUGCCAAGAAGUGUCGGGAGUUGAUUUCCAAGACAGCGAGGAAAUACUGGACGCGUGUGACGGGGGAAAGCGCGAGUUCCACGGUGGACUUUGAAAAGGUGUACCUGGAGGUGGACGGCAUUUUAGAGAGAGAGCUGACGGAUGGAUCAGGUUGCACGGCUGUCACGGUACACGUCACAUCCGAUGUUAUUACCUGCGCCUCUGUCGGAGACUCCCGUGCGGUGCUUUGCCGCAACGGCGCUGCCUUUGACCUUUCGUACGACCACAAACCAGAGAAUGCGUUGGAGCGCGAAAGGAUCGAGUCUGCAGGAGGUUCUGUCUCGGAGAACCGCGUAAAUGGCCAACUUGCGAUGAGCCGAGCGAUGGGUGAUUUCAUCUACAAGACUCAAAAGGAUCGUGAUCCGAGGGAGCAGCAUGUCAUUGCCGUGCCUGAUGUUAUCAGCACCCCGCGGGAGGCCGGUGACACAUUUGUGGUGUUGGCCUGCGAUGGUAUUUUUGAUGUCCUUGGAAACGAUGAACUGGUCGAUUGUGUGCUUUCCAAGAAGCAACAGGGAAAAAGUAACUUGUUGAUAUGUGAGGAUAUUUGCCGUGAGUGUUUGGCGCCACCGGCGGAGGGCGGUGGUCGCAGCUCACGCGCCGAGGGCACAGACAACAUGACCAUCAUGAUCGUCGAUCUUAAGUAA
Molecule: messenger RNA, 1248 nt
Organism: Trypanosoma cruzi
Lineage: Eukaryota; Euglenozoa; Kinetoplastea; Trypanosomatida; Trypanosomatidae
Product: protein phosphatase 2C, putative
Exons: 1
Coding region: 1-1248 (415 amino acids)
Biological process (GO): protein dephosphorylation
Molecular function (GO): protein serine/threonine phosphatase activity
Source: RefSeq, a predicted model, not a curated record